UCUGUGUCUAUAGAUCUUUUGUAGUAUAUUUUUCAUACUUUGAUAACUAAAUCAUUACAUAUCAAUUUCCCUUCGCUUCUCUUAAAAUCAGUUUCUCUUGUUAAUGCAGUCGGUGUUACUGUCCAUGGUUCUGAAUAUCACAAUCUCCAUUUCUACCCACUUCAUAUUCCGAAUCUUUUCUAUAAGUCUCGUGGACAGUUUACACAUCAAAAAAAAAAAAAAAAACUCAGUUUUGACCAGAAAAGGUUUUUUGCCAAUAAUAUACUUUGUCGUCUCGAGUUUAAAAAGUAUUAUUUAAAUAUUUUAUCAAACAAAGUGGAAGUUAUUUGUUUAGACUAAUAGUUAACCUUGCCACUGGCUUUCUGACUGCAAAGAUGUUUAGUAAAGAGACAGUUUAAUAAACACAGUGAUAUAUACAAUCAUUCUUCCUAAAGACGUCUAAAACCUUCCUAGCUAAAUAUGAUGUUUCAUAUCUAUGUGCCAUUACGAAACGGUCAUGUGUCUAAUCAAUUCAGUUUAUAACCACAAUGCACUUGCUCCUCACAUCAUCUCACAACAAAGAAGAGUGCAUACACGCUUUGUACAAAUUGCUGAAGACAUUUAUUAAUGUUUAAAUGAGGUAAUUUAAAUAGGGAAAUUUAGCCUACACUACAGAACCCACUGAAUUAAUCACCUACUAUUGUGAAGUUACACAUUGUGAAAAUGUGAACUCAUUUCUCGUUGUAUAAUUUAAAAUUCGUUAAAACUUGACAGUAUUAUUGUUUUUCCUUCAGGAAGUUCCAAAUGUAGAAAUGGAAGGGGUACUUGCUUGCCUGUCAACAAAGUAAUAGACUAGGUUAUUAUCAUUUUAAAUAAGAUAAUAUAGAGAGGACAAAAGAGCUUUUAACGUCUUUUAAAAUAGUUAUUUAGGUAAAUAUAAAGAUUAUUUAAAGUGAUCUAUGAAGUUUUUCCCUUUUUUUUACAAAAGUAAGGGCUCUAAUUAUUAAACAUAGAGUGACUACUUGCUGGGGGGAACUGAAAAGUCUGUUAGGCAUUAAACAAAGAAUAAAAGCUACUAUAACAACAGACAUGAUUUUCAUAGUCAUAUUUCUAAUGUAUCUAUCUUAUUUAUUGAAUAUUAAAUUGAAUGCAGAUUUAAAAACUAAAUAACAGUUGCUUACAGAAAAAGCGAUGUGUUGUUUCCUUUCAGUGGAAUUGGAAUUGAAUUUUAUAUACUCAGAAUCUUUAAAUGCACUUUUCUCACUUUUUUCAUCUUGGGUAUCAUGCGGUUGUCAGAACUAAAUUUACUAGAAAUAUCAAAAUUUCAUUAUGUGAAGCAUUUCCCCGUAUCCACCAUAUCCACCAUAUGUGUAACUUCUCCUGUGGAUUGAAAUAUUAUUAUUAUUAUUAGUAGUAGUAUUAGUUUAGUUUAGUUUUGCAAUACAAUCGUUGGAUUUGUGUUCAUCACUGUGUUACGCACUGAUGACAGUGGCACCACUUCUCCACGUGGUGUCUCUAGCUACCUGCAGUUGGAUGGUUAUAUAUAUAUUUUUUCGGAGGCUCCUCCCUUCAGGCUAGGUCCCUCCUCCACACAGAGGGCUUUGUUCCGGAGAUGCGACGAACCUUGGAUUAUAGUUUCCCUCUUAGUAAUUUAUAUUUCGUCGCAUUCCAGAUCGGUGUUGCUUAUGUUUUCCAAAGAUAUCUGUGGCACUUCGGAUUAUGGCGGCACUGAAGGGGAAUAACUGUGUCAUUCUGUGGGUGUUUGGCGUUUCAUUGUGUUGGAGUUGGACUAUAGUGGACGGGCAGAUUGCAUACGUUGUUUUGGAGGAGGCGAGCCCAGGAACAGAAAUCGGAAAUCUAGCAAAGGAUUUAAAUCUAAAUGUGCAAGACCUCGGACAUCGAGGAUUUGAAAUCGUUCCGGGACCAAAUAAGAGGUAUUUUGGCGUUAAUUUAAAGACGGGGAUUUUACACGUUAAAGAAAGAAUAGACCGAGAGGAGCUCUGCAACCGAGACGCAAAAUGUUCACUGGAAUUAGAGGCGAUUGUUAACUCUCCGUUAAACAUGUAUCGGUUUGAAGUUAACGUCGUAGAUAUUAACGACAAUACGCCAACAUUUCCGGUGUCUAAAACAGGACUGAAUAUUUCAGAAUCAGCAUUUCCAGGUGAGAGGUUUCUAUUACCAAUUGCGUCUGAUGCAGAUGUGGGCAGUCACGCAGUAAAGAGUUACAAGCUUAGCCAAAAUGAACACUUUUCUCUAGAUGUCCAGAGCAAUGAAGAGCAAAGUGUGUCUGCUGAAUUAGUUUUACAGAAAGCUUUAGACCGAGAGAAACAGCCUGUGAUUCAGCUCAUACUGACUGCUGUAGAUGGAGGAAAACCUCCGAGAUCCGGCACUUUGCAGAUAAUCAUAAGUGUUGAGGAUGUAAAUGAUAAUGUUCCAGUCUUUAGUAAGGCUCUUUACAAAGCCCGUGUCACCGAAAACUCUCCACGUGGUACAUUGGUUAUUUCGGUUCAUGCUACUGAUAUAGACGAGGGCAAAAACGGAGAGAUCGUGUAUUCUUUUGCCAAUCAGAACGAUAAGCAUGUUCAAGCAUUUUCGAUUGAGCCAGAUACUGGGCUGAUUACAGUACAGGGUGUUGUCGAUUUUGAGACAAAAAAUGCAGUGGAAAUUCGUGUUCAGGCUAAAGAUAAAGGAGAUAAACCACGAUCAGCAUUAUGUAAAGUUUUAGUAGAAAUCGUUGACAUUAACGAUAAUGUUCCAGAGAUCUCCGUUAAUUCGUUGGUUAACAUGAUUAAAGAGGACGCUCCCGCUGGUACGAUGGUUGGUUUGAUAACAGUGAAAGAUAGCGAUGCUGGUAAAAAUGGUGCUGUAAAUCUUAAAAUUCACAAUUCUGUACCGUUUAAAAUCCAGCACACUUACAAAAAUAAAUAUUCUAUAGUAGUGGAUGGCUCACUAGAUAGAGAGAGCGUGUCUCAAUAUAAUAUAACUCUCAUAGCUACUGAUGAAGGGACUCCACCUCUGUCCAGCACCUCUGUCAUUACUGUACACAUUUCUGAUGUAAAUGACAACGCGCCACGAUUUCAAGACACCAUAAUUAAUGUGCAUGUGAAAGAAAACAGUCAGGUUGGAGCUGUUAUUUAUACAGUAUCUGCUUUUGAUCCUGAUGUUGGUGAUAAUGCCAGGAUUUCUUAUUCAUUACUGGAAAGCUCGAAAAGUAUUCCUCUGUCAUCCAUGAUAAACAUAAACUCUGACAGUGGAGAUAUUUACAGUCUGCAGUCAUUUAACUAUGAGGAAAUGAAAAACAUUUCAGUUUAAAGUUCAGGCCACAGACUCUGGUGUUCCUCCACUGAGCAGUAACGUGACUGUGAAUGUUUUUAUCCUGGAUGAGAAUGACAACAGUCCCGGGAUUCUCGCUCCCUAUUCUGAUCACGGAUCUGUUCACACUGAGAA
Messenger RNA from Pangasianodon hypophthalmus (striped catfish), 3426 nucleotides. RefSeq names its product protocadherin alpha-4-like. The record is from RefSeq and is a predicted model, not a curated record. The transcript has a single exon. Gene Ontology annotation, biological process: homophilic cell-cell adhesion. Lineage: Eukaryota; Metazoa; Chordata; Actinopteri; Siluriformes; Pangasiidae. Gene Ontology annotation, molecular function: calcium ion binding. Gene Ontology annotation, cellular component: plasma membrane. The coding region runs from base 1699 to 3291 and encodes 530 amino acids.